CUUCUUCGGCGGAGGCCUGGAGGGAGGCGAUGCGGCUGGAGGCAGCCGGGGCCGGGCCCCUGGUUCCAGGCGGACAGGGAGGCUCCAGCGGCGCCCCUCCAGACGGGGACCAGGCCGCGGGGGCACAGAACAAGCCGUGGAAGAAGCUGAAAAACAUGGUGCAUUGGUCCCCCUGUGUUGUCUCCUUCCGAAAACGCUACCCAUGGGUGCAACUUGCUGGCCAUGCAGGGAACUUCAAGGCCGGUGAUUUUGGACGUAUCCUGAAGAAGUAUUGCCCCAGCGAGCAGAAGUGUCUAGAAUGUCUGGUGUGCGAUGCUCUCCAGCCAUAUGUCCCAGCAUACUUUGGGGUGGUGGAGCAUGAUGGCGAGACCUAUAUCCAGAUGGAGGAUUUACUGGCUGGCUUUGAUGGCCCAUCCAUCAUGGACUGCAAAAUGGGAAUUCGGACAUACCUUGAGGAGGAAUUGGAGAAGGCGAGGCAGCAGCCCUGUCCACGCCAGGACAUGUAUGACAAGAUGGUGGCCAUCGAUCCGGCAGCUCCCACACCAGAGGAGCAUGCCCAGCGGGGCGUCCUGAAACCUCGCUACAUGCAGUGGAGGGAGACGCUUAGCUCCACUACCACCCUCGGGUUUCGUAUCGAGGGCAUCAAGAAGGCUGAUGGAACCUGCAACACCAGCUUUAAGAAGACCCGGCAACCAGAGCAAGUGAUCCAGGCUUUCUGGGACUUUGUAGAUGGUGAUAAAAGCACUCUGAAAAGCUACCUGGAGCGGCUCAAGGAAGUGAAGGUGGCGCUCGAACAGUCAGAGUUCUUCAAGGUGCAUGAGGUGGUUGGCAGCUCCCUGCUCUUUGUCCAUGACCACACAGGGCUGGCUCGGGUUUGGAUGAUCGACUUUGGCAAGACUGUCCCACUUCCAGAAAAACAGACACUGACACACCGGUUGCCAUGGGUGGAAGGCAACCGGGAGGAUGGCUACUUGUGGGGCUUGGACAAUCUCAUUGCAAUCUUGGAGAGCAUGCUAGGAGAGUGAGCAAGCUGUAGUAAAGGACACAGAGCUCUGACAAAAGCAGAUAAGACAAGACUGAUUGCUUGGUCCCAGCGACUUUGCCUCUAAUUUAUUCAGCCAGAUAUGCUACCACCAAACCUGGGGAAGCCCCGAAAAAGUCUGGAGUAGAACUGGAAAGCAGUGUUGCCACCACAGAAGAACCUUCAGCUCUCAGAGGUGCCCCAGAGGCAGUCACUUUGUGAAAGGCCCUGGUUUUGCACAACCAGAGUUGUUGCUUCUUCAAGUUAAUGACUGUAUCAACGAACAUCUAGUUAAGACGCUAACUCUGCUCUGGGGUCACCGUCUCUCUUGGCAGCUGCUGUGUGAGAUUUAAAGAGGAGACUGCAAGACAAACAUUGCUCCAGGAACCAAAACUGAGUGGAGGCUCUAAGCGUACCCAGUUUAGAGGCAUCUGUUACUAGGAUGCUGAAUGUAGCAUUUCUGAAAAAAGAAUGUCUUAAGAGAUGUCUUAAGAAGGUGGAAAGCAAAAGGGAUGGAAUUUAUUUAAAGCUGUUCCCCAACUAAGCCUCACCUUUGUCAAAAUGUCAUCUGGACAAAUGGGUGGUUUCUCUUCUGGGGGAGCUACUGUAUAACUUUCCUGACACUUUCAAAAUUUACUCUUCAACAAGACAGAACCAAAAUGCUUGUUUUGCAAUCUGAUGUCUGAGAUGUGGUUGGUUUAAAAAAAGAAUUAUGUUGACAAUGGCCAGGAUGCCUGUUUUAUGGUGCUGACUAUAUGAUGGUAUUAACAAGCAGUAAUCUCUUGGGAAGAGUUUACCCGCAGGGCUUCUGUCAGUGGGCAACAGAAGCUCCAUUGCAAACCACUGGAAAAGAGUGUUCCCUCAUUGUUACUAUGUUUUGGGUUUGUUUGGAUUUCUUUUGUAAAUGUUGAGAUGUAAAACUUUUUUUAAAGGGACGUUACUGA
Molecule: messenger RNA, 1965 nt
Organism: Sceloporus undulatus (fence lizard)
Lineage: Eukaryota; Metazoa; Chordata; Lepidosauria; Squamata; Phrynosomatidae
Gene: ITPKC
Product: inositol-trisphosphate 3-kinase C
Exons: 7
Coding region: 30-1025 (331 amino acids)
Biological process (GO): inositol phosphate biosynthetic process
Cellular component (GO): nucleus; cytoplasm
Molecular function (GO): inositol tetrakisphosphate kinase activity; inositol-1,4,5-trisphosphate 3-kinase activity
Source: RefSeq, a predicted model, not a curated record